AUGGCUAACCCAAAGGAAUCAUUGAUGGGUGUGACUUUAAGUAGUGGGAUGCAGCUCCAAAACUCUAUUAAGAAGGAGCUUGAACUAGAAGUUGCUAACCCCAUUAUGACCACUGACAUGGACGUUACCACAAAGGAUAAAACUUCGAUUCUAGUGUAUCAACAGAAACCUUCAUUCCCUGCCAAGGCAAGGAAAGACCAACAGGAACUGCUCACCCACAAAAGGAAGUUAGGAAACGUGUUUUCUUUGACACCCAGUGAGGAGUGUUCUAUUUUGCUAUGUAACAAACUCUCCAAGAAGGAGAAAGAUCCAGGAGGCUUCAUUCUUCCAUGCACCAUUGGGGGUUUGGUUGAUGAGAAAGCUCUUGCCGACCUUGGAGUGAAUAUUGAUGACAAGGUUGAAGUACCAAUAAUACUAGGACGACCAUUCAUAGCAACAUCCAACGCCCUUAUUGAUGUCAAAGACGGCCGAAUAACACUUCAAGGUGGUGAUGAAGAAACUACGUUCAGACUUCGUGACUCCAUGAGACACACAAUAGACUUUGAUAAUACUUGUUAUUGCGUUGAUGUUGUUGAUGAGAAAAUGCCUAGGAAGGACAUCGCUGGCGGGCCUUCUAAGAGGCCUAGGACCGAUGCCUCAUCAUCUGGAGUAGAGUAUCAACCUACAUUCCAUACCCGGCCUCAUAUUGAGUGA
Dioscorea cayenensis subsp. rotundata (Guinea yam) is the source of this 693-nucleotide messenger RNA. RefSeq lists its product as uncharacterized. The record is from RefSeq and is a predicted model, not a curated record. The coding region runs from base 1 to 693 and encodes 230 amino acids. The transcript has 4 exons. Lineage: Eukaryota; Viridiplantae; Streptophyta; Magnoliopsida; Dioscoreales; Dioscoreaceae.